Messenger RNA from Podospora anserina S mat+, 1677 nucleotides. RefSeq lists its product as uncharacterized. The annotation marks the transcript as partial. The record is from RefSeq and is a predicted model, not a curated record. NCBI's taxonomy places the organism in Eukaryota, Fungi, Ascomycota, Sordariomycetes, Sordariales, Podosporaceae. The transcript has 3 exons.
AUAUCGCAAAUCCUCGAAGCGCUCGUCAUUAGCUGUAGCGAUCAACAGAUCUUUACUGGCGGAGCAUAUGCCAUCACCCUCCGAUAUGCCAAGGCCUGCACCGUCUCAGCAUACCACUACAAUGUCGUCUCCAACAUCCUCCUCGUCACCUGCGCCACCCAUCUGAUGGCUGUCACCGUGUCCAGCAACUACUGGGAACAUCGCUUUGUUGGAGGACUCCGACUCAUCGUCACCUCGCUCGUCUAUGUCAUCACUGGAAUUCUUUUGUCCAACCGCGGUGAGCCCGACCUGGGCUUCCCAACCCAAGUUCCAGCAAACAAUGAGACCCACAGCUUCAUGCUCCUACCGGCCGCUUGCUUCCAGACAGAUGGUAUCAGGCUCGGCACAGAGCUUGACAAGUCCUUCAAGGUUAGCUCCGCGAACGAAUUCUUCAACGGCCAGGUUCAUGGAUGGACGCAGUUCAUCAUCCUGUUCUUGUUCUACUUCCUGGCUGCCAUGGUGAGCGUGGGCAGACUUGUACGUCGUGGGCAGGAUCACAAUGGCAGGAGAACAAGGUUUAUUGCCUGGUUCAAGCUCAACCUCAGGCCCCUUUUCCGAUGGAAGAGGUUCUUCUACAUUCUCUUCGGCUUGUAUCUGAUUGCAGGUAUUGCCGUUUCUUCCUGGACGGUUGUGACAUCGGCUCUCUAUGUGUUUGCUCUUCGCCGUUGGGUUCACGGCUCUGGCUGGAUGGAACCCAUCGAUGAGGAGAUUCCAGACCGGAUUGCUGAGAACGAUCCUUCCACCUUUGGCCAGCUUGUUCCUGUCCUUCUGAUAUCCUUGACUCUGUUCACCUUCAUGCAAGUCAUUAGCGAUCGCGUCACGCUUCGGCGUCAACUGUCCAACCGGCGCAAGAAGAAUAUUGAAAAGCACAACACACCCACUGUGGUUCAGUACGAUGGUGGUGGGUCUGACUACCCCGAAAACGGGCAUGGAUUCAAGCUUGAGAAGUCCGUCGUGGUAGGAGUGGCAAUCAGUGAACCAGACUUGGACCCCCCAAAACCAAUCGAUAUCGAAGCUGCCGGCGGAAGACGCAGCCAAAGCCGCAGCAGGGAUGGAAGCAGCACCGGCACCACCACUCAGUCUAUUCACCGACCUUCUCAACCGCAAGUCCACUCCCCUUCCCACACCCGCACCCACUCUCGCCAAAACAGAUCAUUCUCCAGUCCUCGUCCUCCUCAAGGCUUUGGAACACCUGAGCCUGGCCAUCAGUCUCCCAUGCCCGGGUUUCAAAGUCCCGCCUUUCAGCAGUCGCAGAGUCCUACACCUCCUAUAAGCCAAGGUCCACUGUCGCAGCCAACGUCGGGUUAUGUAGAUCAACCUGACUUUCAGCUGCCAGCAUUCGACUUCGGACCGGGUGUUAACCCCAAUGGUUCGGCGCAAAGCUUGCCAUUGAAAGGGGAGGUCCACUCUCACCAGCGAGGCCCCUCGGACGUCUCAAGUCUUUCACAAGCAAGCUACACACCUUCUCACAGCUCCCACCAAGUGUCCCAGCUGUCUCAAGGAUCAGUCGCACCGCCUGUGCCGAAGAAGUCUAGGUCGAGAGAGCUGAGAGAGCAACAAGCGCAGCAGCAGGAUCGACGGCCUGGCCCACAGGGGGAGUUUGGCCUCGGGGGAAGGGACGCUUCUCGCACGUUUUGA